AAUAGAGGCGCUCAUUCGCUGUCAAGUGCGCUACCGGCGAGCAUUCAUUCAGACCAUCAUCAUCGCAUUUACCUGAACAAUUCAGUUUCUGUGAUUUUUAAGUUAAAUUCGGAUUCGGGAAAACUCAUUCAAUCGUGUGUUCAAGUGCGCGUAGGACAGUGUUUCAAAUUGAGAUUGUGAACUGUUUUUAGUGUAUUAGACUGAAUUGAACUAGUUUGUGAUUCUUUUAAAGUUUGAGCUCAGCUAAAAAAGCAAUAGACACUUCUUAGUAAAAAAAGUAAAUAAAUGGCCAACUUUAUCAGACCGGUAUUAAGUUGACAAUCAAAGAAAAUGCUAAUUUCGAACGGUACUCCACUGGCAACCGGAAACGACUUUUCCAGCGUUGCCACAUUGUCCGGCUGCUGUCCGGUACCUCCACCACCGCGUGCUGGACUCUGGAGUAAGAUGGAUCCAGUUGGUUUACCGAUUCCGAAUACUGCACCAAGUAUGCUAUCUGGUGGCGUAACUCUUAGUCCUACUGUUCCCUCGUCAGCCUCCCUUCCUACCCAGAACCACCCGGUGUCAACACCAACAGCUCCUAACAUCUCCCCGUCCAUACAGUCCUCGUUGGGCCCGGCAGCCCUAAGGGAACUCUAUGGAAGUGGAGGGGCUGUGCCUCCCGGACAUCCUUUAGCUUCCCUAGUGUCUCAGCAGAGGUUUCUGGAAUUGUCUAGGUUCGGACUGAGGCAUUAUGACUUAGCACAGCAUAUGUUGACACAACAGGGGGCAGUCACUAAACUUUUGGGUACACUAAGGCCACCCGGAUUAAUCGGUGGUAGCAAACCGAAAGUAGCUACUCCCGCCGUAGUCUCGAAGAUUGAACAGUAUAAGAGGGAAAACCCGACGAUUUUUGCGUGGGAAAUCCGGGAAAGACUUAUUUCUGAAGGAGUUUGUACCAAUGCUACUGCGCCCUCAGUAAGCAGCAUUAACCGGAUUCUGCGUAACCGUGCAGCUGAACGGGCCGCAGCUGAAUUUGCGAGAGCAGCCGGUUACGGACUUUAUCAUCCCCACCCUUAUGCAGCUGCUGCAGCUUUUCCUUGGCAUUCACCGUUAUGGCCCAAUGGUCCUCUUGGUCUACAAACCUCCUCUUCCGGUAACCCCAAUAUAAUGGCAGGAAGUCCUUCAUCAAGUAGCUCACCACAUCCAGACCACAGUUUAUUGCACUCGCCCUCGGGAGGCCUCGAUAAGGAUGACUCCAGUCUGGAUAGCUCGGAACAACCAAAGUUUAGGCGAAACAGGACAACUUUCAGUCCGGACCAGCUGGAAGAGCUAGAAAAAGAGUUCGAAAAAAGCCAUUACCCAUGCGUAUCAACCAGGGAGAGGCUGGCUUCGAAAACAUCCCUAUCGGAAGCAAGAGUUCAGGUUUGGUUUUCCAACAGACGAGCAAAAUGGCGCCGCCAUCAGCGGAUGAACCUGUUAAAACAGGCAUCCCCCUCGAGCGGAGGAGGGGGGGCGACGGGCGCUCUGCCUCACUCUCAUCAGACGUUGUUCGGGGUGGGGGGCGGCGGCAACAACAGACUCACCCCCUCCCCCCACUACAAAGGUUCAGACCGUGGGUCGCCUCUUACCUCCCCAAUGGCCGCACAACAGCCUCCGCCGCCAUCGGGGAUGAUGUUGUCAAUGGGGGGAGAAAAUAGUGCAUUCAAAGCUCUUGUCCCAACUUCACUCUUAAGCUCAGAAGCUCUUAGACGAACGUUUCAUGAAUACGAUUCUGAAGAUUCCGAUGAAGAAAUCAACGUGAACGACGAGUCUGAUCUCGAUAGGUCAAGAUCAUCCAGUCCUGUAGAUGUGGUAGAUUCUAGUCCGAAAGACUCUAGUAGUUUACAACCACUACAGUUGACUAUGCAUGAUAGAGAAUAGGUUAAACAGUAGAAUAAUAAUUUGCUACAGUUUUAAAUUUUCAAAAGCUCCAUCACCAGGAAGUGUUAAACUGUAGAUUUUUUGUAAAAAAUCUGUUCCUUAUUUUCCUAAUUGAAGCUCAUGAUUUUUUAAUACUUAAGUACCUGCGGUACAAACUUGUUUUACUUCC
Messenger RNA from Anthonomus grandis grandis, 2068 nucleotides. RefSeq names its product paired box protein Pax-6-like (gene Eyg). NCBI's taxonomy places the organism in Eukaryota, Metazoa, Arthropoda, Insecta, Coleoptera, Curculionidae. Gene Ontology annotation, biological process: regulation of transcription by RNA polymerase II; anatomical structure development. Gene Ontology annotation, molecular function: DNA-binding transcription factor activity, RNA polymerase II-specific; RNA polymerase II cis-regulatory region sequence-specific DNA binding. The record is from RefSeq and is a predicted model, not a curated record. The coding region runs from base 331 to 1899 and encodes 522 amino acids. The transcript is spliced from 9 exons.